This is a messenger RNA of Alosa alosa (allis shad), 2936 nucleotides long. RefSeq names its product phosphate regulating endopeptidase homolog, X-linked (gene phex). Lineage: Eukaryota; Metazoa; Chordata; Actinopteri; Clupeiformes; Clupeidae. Gene Ontology annotation, molecular function: metalloendopeptidase activity. Gene Ontology annotation, cellular component: plasma membrane. The coding region runs from base 103 to 2340 and encodes 745 amino acids. Gene Ontology annotation, biological process: protein processing. The transcript is spliced from 22 exons. The record is from RefSeq and is a predicted model, not a curated record.
UAAGGGAGAAAGAAGGAGAGAGUAAGGGAGAGAGAGGGAGAGAGAGUAAGGGAGAGAGAGAGAGAGGUGUAUCGGGUUGAGUGCGGCUACUUUUGGACCUCCAUGGAGAUGGAAAGACUGAACGGACACGGAGGACUCAAAGUGGACGGUGGGCUGGUGAAGCUCCUAAAAGCAGCGCUGGCGUUGACCGCGUGCGUCUGUCUGUCACUCCUUGUAGCCGUCCUCGUAGUUUCCCAGAGGAGCAAGGAGGAGUUCUGCCUGACCUCACAAUGCAUUGAAGCAGCGGGCUCGGUCCUCAGUAAGAUGGACCACCACGCUUCUCCCUGUGAUGACUUCUUCCAGUACGCCUGCGGAGGAUGGAUAAAGGACAACCCCAUUCCGGAAGAUUCCUCCAGUUAUGGCAUCUACCCAUGGCUGAGGCAGAAUGUGGACAUCAAACUAAAAGAGUUGCUGGAGCAGCCUAUGGAUGCGGGGGACAUCGAGGCAGUCCAGAAGGCUAAGGUGCUCUACCAGUCAUGCAUGAAUGAAGGCCUUUUGGAGCAGGAAGAUGCCACGCCCCUGCUGCAGGUUUUAAAGCAGCGGGAGUUCCGUUGGCCGGUUCUCGGGGACGCGUUAGGUUCCGACUGGCGAUGGGAGGAACCCCAGUUCGACCUGCUGAAGAUGCUGGCCCAGAUCCGCACUCAGCACAGCAAGUCGGUCCUCGUCCGGUUCUACGUCUCCCCAGAUGACAAGAGUUCCAACAAGUACAUCAUCAAGCUUGACCAGGCGUCCCUCACCUUGCCGUCCAGAGAGGAUUACAUCACCAACACCACAGAGGCUACUAGGUAUCGGGAGUCCUUGCUGAGCCUGAUGGUGGAUAUCGCUGUCAUGCUUGGUGCCAAACAGCAGGCCGCAGAGACUCAGAUGAAAGCCGUGCUUGACUUUGAGAUUAAGGUUGCCCAGAUUAUGAUCCCCUUUGAGAACCGCACCAGUGAGAACAUGUACAACAGAUACAGCCUGUCGCGUUGGCAACGCACGGUUCCAGAGUUUAGUUGGCUGAAUUUCAUCAAAGCCUCCAUCGACACUAAGCAACACCCAGACCUGGUCAUUUCCUCAUCAGAGCCAGUUAUAGUGCGUGCGCCACAGUACUUCAAAGACCUCUUCAAGCUCCUCAACAGCACUGAGCCGAGGACCAUCGCCAACUAUGUCAUGUGGAGAGCGGUUCUCUCCAGGGUCUCUACCCUCAGCAGAAGGUUCCUCUACAGAUACCUGGACUUCGAGAGGGUGAUAUCGGGGACCACUUCACUUACCCCUCGCUGGGACAAGUGUGUGAACUAUGUGGAAAACACUCUCAUAUAUGCCACUGGACGAUUGUUUGUCGACAAGCACUUUCAAGAAGAUAAGAAGCAUAUGAUGGAGGAGCUCAUUGACGGGAUUCGCUGGGCCUUCAUCGACAUGCUGGAGAAAGAGAAUGAUUGGAUGGAUGAUGUCACCAAAAAGAAAGCCGUAGAAAAGGCCCAUGCAGUGCUGCCCAAGGUGGGCUACCCAGAGUUCAUCCUCAACGACACAUACAUCAACGAGGACAUCAAAGAGCUGUCGUUCUCGGAGAAGGACUACUUUGGGAAUGUGAUGCAGACGCUUCGCUUCAUCGCCCAAUCAGACAUCGGCUGGCUCAGGAAGCCUGUGCCUCGCACUGAAUGGUUCACAAAUCCCACCACAGUCAACGCCUUCUACAGCUCCUUCACCAAUCAGAUCAGGUUCCCAGCGGGGGAGCUGCAGAAGCCCUUCUUCUGGGGCAUGGACUACCCACGGUCGCUGAGUUAUGGAGCCAUCGGUGUCAUAGUGGGACAUGAGUUGACACACGGCUUCGAUAAUAAUGGUAGAAAAUAUGACAAAGAUGGGAACCUAGACCUGUGGUGGACCAAUGCCUCCAUCACCCGCUUCAAUGAGAAGACCCAGUGCAUGGUGGACCAGUACAACAACUAUCGCUGGAAAGAGGCCGGAUUAAAUAUUCGAGGCAAGAGGACUCUUGCAGAGAACAUCGCAGACAACGGUGGGAUCCGGGAGGCCUUCAGGGCAUACAGAAGGUGGAUAGCCAGAGAGAGAUCCGGUGCUGAAGAGCCUCUCCUACCAGGUGUGGGUUUGACCAACAACCAGCUCUUCUUCCUCAGUUAUGCCCAUGUGCGCUGCAAUGCCUACAGACCAGAGGCUGCUAGAGACCAGAUACAGAGUGGAGCUCACAGUCCUCCUGAGUUCAGGGUUGUAGGUGCGAUGAGCAACUUUGAGGAGUUUCGGAAGGCCUUCAACUGUCCAGAGACGUCCAUCAUGAACAGAGGAUCCCAGUCGUGUCGAGUGUGGUAACGAGGAAGGCUCGCUCUCUGGACAGCACGGGAGGCCUCUUGUUUGUGGUCCAAAAAAAUAAACAAAAACAAAAAACACAGCUAAUCAAAGAUAAAUAAACAAACUGGAACAGAAUUAUCUAGAUUCUAGAAUGGAAUAUUGAUAUUGUUAAGUAACACUGUGACUUGCACAGUCAUAGGCCUGGUGGUGAUGCAGUGAGUGUUGUCCAGGAAGUCAUAUAUGUUUGCAUACUGUGAGGGAUGUGUGCUUUGUCCAGUCUCUUCAGUACUGCUGCAUCACAGUGAAUGUGAUGAACCGCUACUGUUAGGAUUCUAGAACUGAUGCAAAUGUGAUGGUCUAAAAUUGACGACUCAUGCACUCAUGCACUGUAUCUGAUCAAAAGGAAUCGGAGGCUAGUUUGUUGUCUUUCUGAACUUUAUCCAUGUUUUCUUGUGUUUGAUUGUGAGCUAAUAUCAUGACUGAAGAAAUUAUUUUCACUGUAGAAGAUGUGAUGCAGUAUUGUAUUUGUGCUUGUUCUCUGUGUGCACACGCGUGUGUGUGUGUGUGUGUGUGUGUGCGCGCCUGUGUGCAUGCAUAUGUGUGUGUGUGCGCGUGUG